This is a messenger RNA of Metopolophium dirhodum (rose-grain aphid), 996 nucleotides long. RefSeq lists its product as uncharacterized. The transcript has 3 exons. The coding region runs from base 260 to 643 and encodes 127 amino acids. The record is from RefSeq and is a predicted model, not a curated record. Lineage: Eukaryota; Metazoa; Arthropoda; Insecta; Hemiptera; Aphididae.
UAUUAGUAGUGGUUGGUAUUGUGGUGGAAAGUAGGACGAAGGUUCUAUAGUUGCACUACGACAGUUCCUGGCAAAACGAUUCAAACCUUCAACAGUGAAAGUAUUAUUUCGUUUUAGUACCCGCAAAGUGCCGUAUUCUUACCACCCGGUAUCGCGUUUAUCAUAGUUUUUCGCCAUAUUUUAAACCGGUGGUUGACAGUCACUGAAGUUCUCCAACGGAUUUCAGAUACUUUAACGCUCAAAAACCAUACAUCGUAACAUGUAUAUCAAACUUCUUUUCUCGGCGUUUACAAUCACGGCGUUCACGUCGGCACGCCCUCAGCAAUUGCCGUUAUCUCUAGUGCCGCCCAUCCAACAGCAGGGUUUCGUAGCACCACCACAAAACAACGCCAUAAAUCCUUCAAUCAACUCUAUCGGCAAGCCAACCAAUCCAAUUGUGGUGGCCGCGUUCCAGAGGGAGGCUUUGCUGCCCCCACACAUGCAAAAUUCGUUUUACAAAAACCCUAAGAUAGCAGAAAAUUUGGCCCAGAACAGUUGGUUCGGUCCUGGCGAGCAGCACGCUGUAAACAGGGAAACGGAAAAGAUCCCAAGAGAGAAAAUCUUUCUCAUUCUAAAAAACGCAGGACUUUUGCCCACGCCUUGACUGGGCAUCAUUAAUGAACAUGAUUAUAAUUAUUUAAUACUAGAAUAAGAUAAUGCGUUAAAUUAACUGUACAUAUUUUGAUCACAUCUUUUUCCCGAAUCAAACGUUAUAUUCGUGUUUUUGUAUAUUUUUUCCACUGGAUUAUAUUUUUAAUCAUAGUAAAAUACGGUGUGUUUAAUAAACAUAUAUUUUUUUUAUUAUAAAUACUGUAUAACGACGUUAUUAUUAACGAUAAUUAUGACGUAAUUACAUCACAUCGUGUAUGUGUGUGUACAUUGUAUUUUGUAAAUAAAAAAUAAUUAUUGUAACAUUAUAUUACAAUAAAUCAUUAUAUUUUAUCUUUGUUUUUGUAA